CAGAGGGGCGUUUCCUUGUUUCGGUUUGUGAAUAUGUUACAUCGUAUGACGGUCUCCACGUAUUGACAGACAUAACCGUGGACUGUGACAUUUACACUACUUUACACUGGCAGAAGAAAGGAAACGGUAUCCCCGAAAAACUAUGAACGGGAAACUGAGAGGACUGUUCCGGAGGCAACAUACAAAUGAACCCAUCACUGUGGAUCAAAUUAAGUUUGAAGCACUGAAAACUCUCAUUGGCGAAGAUAAGCUAAUGCGUUAUUGUGAUGUUCAGAAGGUUUCAGGUACGCAAAGACGGAUCAGUUUUACCAGGAACAACCAUGAAGUCCAAGACAUACUUCAACGAAUCCAGGGGAUCUUACAGGAUGAACUUAGUGUUGAUGAAGCUGAGCAUGUUAAAGUGGAAGCAGCUACUCAAGAUGCUCUUGUUGACAACGUUUAUAUAAAGUACCUCAAGACGCAGAACAAAAUUGUCAUUUUUGCGUCCGAAUGGGAAUUACUCCACAAAACAAAAAGACGAAUACAAAAACACUUUGGCCAGUAUAGAAAUUCACAUGGGCUCAUGAGGUUUAGAGAACCAGAUGUCGCAUUUCCAGAGGUUCAAGGAUUCACAAUGAGGGGUAAACUACUGACAAUCAAAACAUACACAGCCGCAUUGGACAGCCUGUCAGUUGAUGUUAUCGUCAAUCCUACAAACGAAACUCUUAUGCAAGGGAAUGAUCCAUUUCCUGAAGAUGCUGUGCAUGGAAGAAAGCUUUUUGAAAUCUUUAAGAAGAAAUCACCUAUUCCAGUCACAGACUUGACGGUAACAUGUCGUGGUGAUGACAGAGGGACUUUAGUCAUUUAUUGUCAUGGUUUGUCAUCAACGGCGGCAGCUACCAAAUAUCUGGAGAACCUGCACAGUACCAUUCUCAGAUGUCUUUGUGAAGUUUGGAAUAGAAGAUGUACUUCGAUUGCUAUUCCAGUCAUUACAUCAGCUGUCAUGGUUACCUCAGCGCGCCAGUGUGCUGAGACCUACGUGCGUGCUGUUAAAAGUUUUGACGAGAAUGUUAUUGGGGGUAGCCUGCGAGAGGUUCACUUUGUUGACUACAGUGACACGACCGUGAGACUAUUUGAAAAUGAGUUGAAGUCAGGAUGGUCGAUGUCUCCAACUGAAAAGAUACUAGAGAGAGAUAAACAAGUCAUCUCUGCAUAUUUGAAAACUUGAAGGAUACGACAUACAAUAUAUGUUCUAUGUUUCAGAGUAGCAUGUAAAUGCUUUGAACACAUUUUUUGUAAGAAGAGUUUAAACUUUCUGCCAAUAUGCAUGAAGGGAUAUGUAUAGAUUAAUAACUUUCACCAUUCAAUGAACUACGUGACAAAACGCAUAACAAUGUUGUUACGGUGAAGUAUGGUAAAUCUUCUACGAUUUGUUCCAGUAUGCUGAGCGAAGGAGAAUAAAUGGCUAAAUGUUUUGCAAUAUUUAAUAAAACAAGAAUAAACAAUAUAACAAA
Messenger RNA from Haliotis rufescens (red abalone), 1493 nucleotides. RefSeq lists its product as uncharacterized. The coding region runs from base 143 to 1207 and encodes 354 amino acids. The transcript is spliced from 3 exons. Lineage: Eukaryota; Metazoa; Mollusca; Gastropoda; Lepetellida; Haliotidae. The record is from RefSeq and is a predicted model, not a curated record.